This is a messenger RNA of Corylus avellana, 1056 nucleotides long. Its product is annotated as Acyl-CoA N-acyltransferases (NAT) superfamily protein. Gene Ontology annotation, molecular function: N-acetyltransferase activity. The record is from RefSeq and is a predicted model, not a curated record. Lineage: Eukaryota; Viridiplantae; Streptophyta; Magnoliopsida; Fagales; Betulaceae.
UGUGCUUUUAUCUACAUGGAUAAUAUCAUUUAGAGGAGAGAAAGAGAGAGGAAGAUGGAGGUUGUUGUUAGCCGUAGCCUACAACAAAUGCAACCGGGUUACCCGUCCAAGUGCAUGGAAUUGAGAUGGGUUAGCACAAGGAAAAGCGGAAUUGACAAGGCAAAGAGGGUGCUGCUAAAGAAACCCUUAACACCACCGGCAUUAUUCCCAAUAUACAUAUCCACAAACCCAUCGCACAUAAACCUUGAGGAGCUCAGAGACCUCUAUAGCGCCUCCAAUCACUCCUGCCACCGAUUCCCUAACUAUGUGGGCUCUGGGGGUAUAGUGGAACCGGUGAACAUUCACAAGCUACGCAUAGCUCUCUCCCACAGCUCUGUCGUCGUCUCCGUCUUCUGCAAACCAUCCGAUGUUUUAUUUAGUACCAAACCUUCUUCCUCAGAACCUUCAGAAGACCCGAUUAAGCUGCUGUGUCUCGGACAACUGUUCCAGAAAGUGAUGCCGGUCACGCCAUUCAACGGGCAGUUGGUGGGCUUUGGCCGCGCCGUUUCCGAUUUUGGAUUGACUGCUUCCAUCUACGAUAUCAUGGUUACCCCUUCGUUGCAGGGUAUGGGAAUCGGCAGGAUGAUUUGUAAAAGAAUCGUAAGAAUGCUUGCAAGUAGAGACAUAUAUGACAUAGCAGCGCUUUGCUCGGAGAAUGAGAGGUUAUUUUUCAAAGCAUGUGGAUUUGGAGAUGACAUUUUGGGCGCCACUACAAUGAUGUAUUCAAGGAAGGCUUCAACUUAUCAUGAAGGUGAUCAAAUUAUACGUGCAGGUCGAAAGCUCCUGAUACCUCCGCCACUUCCAGAACCCCCUGCAUUCUGAAGGCUAGCGAAUCAUUAGGGAAAGACUAUAAUGAGUUUUGUCUGUUUUAUUAGAAAUAGGGUCUGAAUGUGAAUGUCCAGCUUGUAAAUUUGGCUUAACUGAUCCGAUUGUCAAAUUCAAAACCAACCAACAGUAAAAGAUGUGAACUGGGGAGUCCGUCCGGGACCAUAGAAGUCAUUGUGCUGUUUCAGCAAA